This is a messenger RNA of Engraulis encrasicolus (European anchovy), 2174 nucleotides long. Its product is annotated as location of vulva defective 1-like. The transcript is spliced from 5 exons. Lineage: Eukaryota; Metazoa; Chordata; Actinopteri; Clupeiformes; Engraulidae. The record is from RefSeq and is a predicted model, not a curated record. Bases 404 to 1354 code for a protein of 316 amino acids.
ACAUUUGCAGCAAGUGCUGAUGCAAUGCAAUGAAUUCAUCAGUCCUUCCAUCCUUCUGUUUACUUAGAGUUCAGCAGAGGUGAGACAGUGAAGGAGGCAGUGGAGAUGCACGGAGGGAAAUACAGACUGUCGGCCAUUGUCUCCCACCUGGGGGAUACCAAAGAGAGCGGCCACUAUGUGGCUGACUGCAGGGAGGCGGGGGGCCAGACCUGGGUCCACUACAAUGAUGAGGAGGUGACCCCAGUCACUGAGGAGGCUGUCUUGGAGGGCAGGGCCAAGACAGCCUACAUGCUCUUCUAUGAACGCAAGUGACUGGGGUCCUGACACCUCAAGGUCUGGCCCCCCAACAUGAUCACCAGCACCACCAUCACCUCCAUCACCGCCAGCCACGGCCACCACCACCAUGGCCACCAUGUUAACCACCAUCACCACCACCACGGCCACCACCACCAUGGCCACCACGUUAACCUCCACCAUCACCACCAUCACCGUGGCCACCACCACCAUGGCCAUCAUGUUAACCUCCACCACCACCGUGGCCACCACCACCACCAUCACCAUGGCCAUCACCACCACCACCAUCACCAUGGCCAUCACCACCACCACCAUCACCGUGGCCACCACCACCACCAUCACCGUGGCCACCACCACCACUGUGGCCACCACCACCACCACCAUCACCGUGGCCACCACGUUAACCUCCACCAUCACCGUGGCCAUCACCACCAUGGCCACCACCACCAUGGCCACCACCACCAACAUCACCGUGGCCACCACCACCACCAUGGCCACCACCACCUCCACCAUCACCGUGGCCACCACCACCAUGGCCACCAUGGUAACCUCCACCAUCACUGUGGCCACCAUGUUAACCUCCACCAUCACCGUGGCCAUCACCACCAUGGCCACCACCACCAUGGCCACCACCACCACCAUCACCGUGGCCACCACCACCAUCACCGUGGCCACCACCACCACCAUCACCAGGGCCAUCAUGUUCACCUCCACCAUCAAAAUGGCCACCAUGUUAACCUGCACCAGCACCAUGGCCACCACCAUCACCGUGGCCACCACCACCACCUCCACCAUCACCGUGGCCACCACGUUAACCUCCACCAUCACCGUGGCCACCACGUUAACCUCCACCAUCACCGUGGCCACCACCACCAUGGCCACCAUGUUAACCUCCACCAGCACCAUGGCCACCACGUUAACCUCCACCACCACCUCCACCAUCACCGUGGCCACCACCACCAUGGCCAUCAUGUUCACCUCAAUCACCUCCAUCGUGGUCACCACCACCCCCACCGUGGCCACUACUGUGACUGCAUGCAUGCCAACAACACAUACAUGAACACUAUGUACAUGAACUUACUCAAAAGUCAUGCAUUGACUACAGGCACAGAAAGACCCAGUAGUUGCAUCCCAACUCUCACACACAUCUGGGAACCCUCUUUCGAAAACGAGAGGCCCAAUCUUCAGGAGUUGUUGCUUAAUAAAGAAUUUGAAUUUGAAUCUCUUAUUGGACCCCAGGGUGGAGUCGUUGCCAAGGAGGCUCACCCUGCCUUUGUGUCAUCAUAUCUAUGCAACGCUCUUCACUGUGCCAAGUCGGGGGUCUUUCAGCCAACAUGUACCAGCCAUUGGUGCAUUUGUGGCCACAGAUGCCAAGGGGCUAGGACAAACAGGACCCUCCCAACUUCCCCCAUUUGUCAUAAUGUACAAGGCAAGGCUCAGGGUACUGUGUGCAUGCCAGGUAAAAGGGUGCUAAUGACCAGUUGAUACUGUGUGACCCCUUGGUGGGACCAGAAUAAAUGGAAGCCUUUAACCCCCACCCCUUUCCCCAACAUACCAGGCUGCAUAAUGUAUAGUAACUGUUAGUUAGAACUUUAUUGUCCGUAUGAGGCAAUUGUAUUUGCAGCACAAUUGCUGUUACCAGAUCAGGGCUGGACUGGCCAUCUGGCAUAGCGAGCAUUUCCCAAUGGGCCCCGCACCAUCGUGGGCCCCAAAGAAAUGUAAACAGAAAAACAAAAAAGGGUUCUGCACCGCUAAUUAUGAGGGGUCCCUUUAAGCAAAAAGAGCCCGGGCCCUAUUUCUCCAACAGUCCAGCCCUGCCAUAUAUUAAGCAUAACAAAAAGCAAACAACAUGAGGAACACACCAACCAAGUGAGCUGAAA